AUGGCGAAGAAACCUGGUAAGACCCAGAACUCGCAAGCUCAAUCGCAAAGGGCAAGUAAAAAAAAUAAAAUCCCAGCAGACGAACCAAGCCCUUCAUUGUUGCAAGCCAUUGAUCAAGAUCCUGUGUUACCAUUCGAAGUUAAAGAUGGUCCAGAAAGACCUUUUUUACAAAUAGACACAGAGAUCGAUGAGCAAACAGACAAAUCAGCCCCAGAUCGCAAAGAAAAGAUUGUUCAAUUACGUACGAUGAAUACGAAAGUAGAACGUUUGUUGGUUCUCUCUUUAGUACUCAUUGCUUCAUAUGUUAGAUUAAAGAACUUAUCCUGGCCAAACUCAGUGGUCUUCGAUGAAGUUCAUUUCGGUAAAUUUGCUGCUAAAUACGUGAAGAAUCAAUUCUUCUUUGAUGUUCAUCCUCCAUUAGCUAAAAUGUUAUUCGCAUAUUUCUCUUCAAUGGCAGGUUUUAAAGGUGAUUUCUUAUUUUCAAAGAUUGGUGAAGAAUUCCCAUCAGAUACUCCAUACGUUUUCAUGAGACUUUUCGCUGCUGUAUCGGGUCUAUUUACAGUAUUGUUAAUGUAUUUUACAUUAAGAUCUUCCGGUAUUAGAAUGUGGGUAGCCUAUUUAGUUACUCUUUGUUUUGCCGUCGAAAAUUCUUUUGUCACCAUCUCUCGUUAUAUCUUAUUGGAUUCUCCAUUAAUGUUAUUCAUUGCAGCAGCAGCUUAUGCAUUCAAAAAAUCACAAUUGUACCCAGCAUUAAGUUUCAAUGGCUCUAGAUAUCUAUUAGCCACUGGUGUCGCCUUAGGUUUCGCCGUUGCAUCAAAAUGGGUAGGUCUUUUUACAAUUGCUUGGGUCGGUGCUUUGUGUGCUAUUAGGUUAAUGUUCUACUUGGGUGAUUUAACAAUUCCAAUCUCAAAGACUAUUAAAAUCGCUCUCUCUAAAUUGAUCUUCUUAUUGGUGGUUCCAUUUAUUUUAUACGCUACUUUUUUCUAUGUACAUUUUGAAACGCUAAUUAACGACGGUGAUGGUUCCGCAUUCUUUUCUCCAGGUUUUAGAAUGACUUUAAAAGGUAAUAAUAUCCCACAAAAUGUUUAUUCCGAUGUUGGUGUCGGUUCAGUUGUCACUCUAAGACAUUUAGGUACUCAUGGUGGUUAUUUACAUUCGCAUACCGCAACUUAUGAAACUGGUUCAAAGCAACAACAAGUUACUUGUUAUGGUCAUUUGGAUGAUAAUAAUAAAUGGUUAAUCGAAUUAGCAAACAGACCAGGUGUCACAUUAAACUCAUUCCAAAAUAUCACAGAUGGUGAAAAGAUUAAAUUAUUCCACAUUAAUACUCAACAUAGAUUACACUCUCACGAUCAUAAACCACCAGUAUCAUCAAAUAGUGAUUGGCAAAAGGAAAUUUCUUGUUACGGUUUUGCUGGUUUCAAUGGUGAUUGGAAUGAUGACUGGACCGUUGAAAUUGAUAAGAGAAAAAGUACUCCAGGUGAUGCCCAAAAAGUUGUCAAAGCAAUUGAUACUAAAUUUAGGCUAAGACACAGUUCAGGUUGUUAUUUAUUCUCUCAUAAGACUAAAUUACCAAAAUGGGGGUUCGAACAACAAGAAGUCACAUGUGCUCAUUCAGGUAAGCCACAUCUAACUCUAUGGCAAAUCGAAGGCAGUGAAAGUGCUGUUCUGCCAUCGGACUCCAAGCGUACCUCUUACUCUAUUCCAAAUUUCUGGAGUAAAUUCAUAGAGUCUCACAAAGUUAUGUGGAACAUUAACAAGGGACUAACUGCUACUCACGUCUACCAAUCUUAUCCACAAGAAUGGCCUCUAUUACAACGUGGUAUUAGUUACUGGGGUAACCAUAACAGACAAGUUUACUUAUUCGGUAACGCUAUCUUAUGGUGGUCUGUCUCUUUUGCCGUAGUUCUGUUUGCAAUUGUUUCGGCUGUUGAAUUGAUACUAUGGCAUCUAGGAUCUCCUGUCUUAAAUGAGCCACAUGUCAUGAACUACCACAUCCAAUACGUUGAAUAUAUUUUAGGUUUCCUGGCACAUUAUAUACCAUCUUUCUUGAUGCAACGUCAAAUGUUUUUACAUCAUUAUUUACCAGCAUAUUAUUUCGGUAUUUUAGCCUUCGCUCAUGCUUUCGAUAUUACCGUUACUUAUGUCUGUAAGAAAAAGAGAGUUGGUCAAGUUUUAGCUCUAAUUUUUACUAUCGUUGUCGUCGCAUUUUACUAUUACUAUUCUCCAAUCAUUUACGGUACGGAAUGGACUAAAGAACAAUGUAAAAAGACUCAAUGGUUCCACGGUUGGGACUAUAACUGCAAUGGUUUUGUUGAUGAUUUAACAGAAUACGCUACUAUUCCAACUACUACCACUACCACUGCUGCUGAAACUGCUGCUGCCGCUGCUGCUAACUAG
This is a messenger RNA of Tetrapisispora phaffii CBS 4417, 2400 nucleotides long. RefSeq lists its product as uncharacterized. NCBI's taxonomy places the organism in Eukaryota, Fungi, Ascomycota, Saccharomycetes, Saccharomycetales, Saccharomycetaceae. Bases 1 to 2400 code for a protein of 799 amino acids. The transcript has a single exon. Gene Ontology annotation, molecular function: dolichyl-phosphate-mannose-protein mannosyltransferase activity. The record is from RefSeq and is a predicted model, not a curated record. Gene Ontology annotation, cellular component: membrane; endoplasmic reticulum. Gene Ontology annotation, biological process: protein O-linked glycosylation via mannose.